Messenger RNA from Pimephales promelas (fathead minnow), 5270 nucleotides. The record is from RefSeq and is a predicted model, not a curated record. Lineage: Eukaryota; Metazoa; Chordata; Actinopteri; Cypriniformes; Leuciscidae.
UUGCAUCCAGCAGCUCCGCUGUCCUCCAUCAGCAAGAGACGAAUCUCCUGUAAGGACCUGGGCCGUGGAGAUUGUGAGGGCUGGCUGUGGAAGAAGAAGGAUGCUAAGAGCUAUUUCUCACAGAAAUGGAAGAAGUACUGGUUUGUUUUGAAGGGCGCCUGCUUGUACUGGUACAUGAACGAGGAGGAUGAGAAGGCUGAAGGGUUUGUCAGCCUCCCCGAGUUCAAGAUCGACAGAGCCAGUGAAUGUCGCAAAAAAUAUGCGUUUAAAGCAUGCCAUCCCAAAAUCAAGAGCUUCUACUUUGCAGCGGACGGAGUGGAUGAUAUGAACAGAUGGUUGAGUCGUCUCAACAUGGCGGCAGCUGGCUAUGCAGAAAGAGAGCGAAUCCGUCAGGAACAGGACUACUGGAGUGAAAGUGAACACGAAGACAAUGAGACGCCCUCGACGCCCAAGCAAGACAGCCCACCACCCCCUUAUGACACGUACCCACGGCCACCCUCAAACCCAGUGAGCGUUGCCAGUCCUUACCUAGAACCAAAGCAUGGGCGUCUCUCAUCCACAGAAACUUCACACUCUCGCUCCUCUCAUGAGGAGUACCGCUCCGAACCUCAAGGGGGCAGCAGCAGCGGUGGAGGUUCCCCUGCACGGAAGUCCGCCAGCCAGCGCCGUUCAUGGCAGGACCUGAUUGAAACCCCUCUGACCAGUUCUGGCCUCCACUACCUGCAGACCCUGCCCCUAGAAGACGCUGUGUUCUGUGAGCCGGGGGCAGGUCUUUCUCCAGAAUAUCGCCGCCAAUCCACUCUACCUGCCCAACGCACACUGAUGCAGGAACAUUAUGGUCCCUUCCCAAUGCUCGAAGGGGAGAGGCUCAGAGACCCUGCUAACACAGUCGGGAAACCCCGCAGCUUUACCUUGCCACGGGAUAGCGGCCUGCAUGCCCUCCUCACACCCUCUGCCACCAUGGCGGAUCAGCGGGACCCCAGCCGCAGGGAGCUCAGCCGUUCUAACUGCAUCAAUAAUGGCGGGGAGCCGGAGUGCCAUCGGCAGGCGGAUUCGCUUGGUGAUUUGUACCGGGCACUGGAGCGUGCCAGUCUGUCGCCCAUUGGUGAGCACCGCCUUUCCACCCGUCUGGAGUACAAACACCUUUUCAUUCGGCGUUGCAACGAUCCACAGCUAAAUGACAAACUGCAUCAUCUCCGCAUCCUGCAGAGCACGCUAAAGGACAGGGAGGGCGAGGUAGCACUGAUUGACAAGCUGCUGGCCAAUCCUAAACUCACAUCCUCAGAGUUCCAGGAAUGGAAGAAAGUUUACAUGGAGCUGUAUUCAGGGGAGCCCCAGCGGGACCGUCAGCCCAGCCCUGCCUCUGAGCCCAGCCCUGCCACCACGCCUGAACCCGCCCCCCGCACGCCCUCCCUCUCGCACACGCACUCCUACAUCGAGACUCACGUCUGAUGCACACUUCAGACUCAAGAAUAACACCACACUGUUUGAAGUAGUUGUCGCUCACUUGCACGGACUUUCAAGAUAAAGUUUGGGGUGAAUUGGUGUUUAUGGAUCUGAUAUUUUAAUGAUGUGGCUGUGAGGGAUAUAUGAUGAUGCACUGAUGCAUGAUUUGAAAAUGCAGUUAAAUUGUUUCGUAAUUAUUCUACAAUUACCAAGAGGCCCAGAUUAUAUGCACAAUAAAUUGUCUUAAUUUAUUGUGCAUAUAAUCUGGGCCUCUGGGUAAUUGUAUAAUCAGUUAUGUUCUGAUUAUAUGUGCUAUAUUAUAUUAUGUGCUGAUAAUUUUAUAAUCAACUCAGUUAUGAAAUAUAGUGUUUAUGUUCUACUAGAAUAUCUGAUGAUUUUAUUUAGGUAUCUGCCAGUAAUAGUUAAUGUUUUCACCCCACUUGAUUUGAAAAAGGGCUUUUUCUGUCUGUGUGAGCUUUUUGGAUUAGUAUCUUACUAAUAUAUUAAUAUGCUUAUACGUUUUUUUAAAUGAUUUCAAAUUGGAUCAGCCAUCAUCUAAUGCUCACCAAAAAGUUCCUGAUCGAUGAUUUAAUAACACUGUUAAAUCUCAAAAUGAAAAUCCAUUAUAAUUUUGUGAUGCCUAAAUUCACAUUAAAAGUGUAUUUUAAACAAUUUAUUUUAGUUUUUAGUGUUUUAUUAGAAAAAAAAAUGCAUAGAAUUAAAAUUUUGGGCAUGAAAAUAUUGGAUCAGCUGUAAUUUUACUAUCUGUGAUUAUUAUAUAAUCUCAAAAAUUAUAAAGAUAUAUUGUAAUUAUUAAUUAUAUUGUACUGUUAUCCCUCACAGUCUCGUUUUCAUUCACAUGAAAUGGUCCUUUAACACAAAUUCCCUUCUCACUUUUCCUUGUACUUUCCCAUCCUGACAGCAAUCGCAGACUCAAUCUACUUUUUAAAUACUUGAAAACACUGUUUACGCAGGCACAGAUAUCUGUACACUCUCAAUGGCUCAACUCACAACCAACGGGCUUCAGAGUAUGCCACUUCUGCACAUGUGGUUGCCAUGGUUACGAGUCCUCUAAGCGGCUCAGACGAGGAGAGACAAAGCCUUCGCACGGAGAACGAACCUGGCACACCUCUAGACAGGAAUCAGAGCACUUGAUCAUGGAAAUGGAAGCUUCGGACUGAACUCUGAGAGGAAAUGCAUGUCUGAGGCGGCCUUUGAACACUAAACGCACUGACUCUCACUCUGUUGUGCUGCUGUACCUGUGUUUGGCUGUCUUUUUGAAGCAAAUCUCACAGUGGUCUCGCAGACGGUCAUCACACAAGUUAUCUGCCAUGUUUAUAUGCCACUUAAGCAUACCAUAUACUCUAUUGUAUCAUACUAAAUAUUCAUGAUAUGCUGUUAUACAUCGGCUGGCCCCGACUUAUAGCAUUUGUACAUUUUCGUUGGAAGAUGCGUGCGUGUGCAUGAACAUGGAAAACUAAUGUGGUUACCUCGUCUAACCACAAUCUCCGCAGGGUCCUUUAAUAUACCAAGAAAAGGCAUUUAAAGAAAUAUUCGUGGUUCAAAAUCAGUUAAUUUCUAUUCACAGCUUCCGUGGCUUGGUGUUUUUCACCACCGUCAGUAAUUUUGACUCGACUCAUAGUAAAGCUCUCAGAAUGGAAGUCUAUGGGACAAGGCAAUGGAACAUUUUCAGGCAGAAAUGUGCAGCUUGGAUUCUUGUUAAUGUGCUUAUAUCAAUUCUUCCAUACAAAAAUAUAAAGUUGUGAGACUUCUGGGAAUUCCUGAGGGUGGAUUUGAUUUACACUUAUUUGACAAAAGUUACGAUGAAGGUUUACAGACAUCACACAGUCAAAAGUUAAGACUGGAAAUGACAAGGUCAUACAGUAUCCACAGAUUAGUAAAGCUGUAGUAGUUUGUGAAACCUUAUUAGUAUUAAAAUUAUUGGAUGCAUAGACUAAUGGUACCAUAUUCGAUUGUUUUAUUGUAUCAUUGGGGUACACAUCAGCAAAUAUUAAAUCUGUAAAAUGUUGUGAUGCCUAAAUUUAAUGCAUUUGAAUGCAAAUAUAUGUGAACUGAGUUUAUUUGUAACUUAUUUAGAAUAUUCUUUUAUUUAACACACAAGUAUUUUUUCAAAAAAACAGAAAUAAAUUAUUGGCUUAUCCAUUUUGGCCAGUUGAAAUAUAUCAGUGCAUAUCUAAUCAUAAUGGUAAUAAUAACUUAUUAUAUUUAGCAAAAAAUAUUAUUCUGUUAGUCUCAUGUUGACAUGCAUAAUGUUAAAGUCCUGCGGAUCUAUGAUUUUUUUUUAAAUCAUUUUAAAAUUUAUUGUGGUCCAGUGCUUUGUCCAAAUCAUAAAAAGUCAAAAUAAUUGAAUGUAGUAAUUUACAGAAUGCCAUAAAUGCUGUAAAUAUUGUUCAGCUUGUUUUGAACCUGGAAUAUUUCUUCGCCUGUGCUGUAAACGCUUCUUGCCCGAGAGUAACACCUUGCUAAACUGGGCCUCUUGUAACGGAUGAACAUUCGGUGAAGUGUGUGUGCUUUGAUUGGUAGAAAAUAGCACAGGCUUCACUAUCCUGAAGCAGUAUUAUCUCUGUACUCGAGUCAGAUUGUGGAAGUUCUCUUUUCACUACGGUUCCCUGAUAAUAUGAGGUCAAAUUAUGUGUCUGUGCAAAGGAAAGUUCAUAAUCAAAAACAGUUUCACACGGGAUGCUCCUGGCAAAAAUGUGCACCCUUAAGUGAGCAGAGACGGCACUGACAAGUGAUUGUGUACCUGUGCAGAAGGUGUGCUGUUCAUCUUUUAUGCUUAAUCUGAAGUUUUAUGGAUUUUUUAGUAUUGUAUACCUCCGUUUGGACUCAAGUUUUCCAUUUCUACAAGCUGCCAUGCAGUCGUCCUGUGCAUUGCCAUGGGUUUAGGGACAUUUGUGUCAAGCAACAGUGAGAUUUAUGACAACCAAGGUCACCACGACACCGCUGGGCUCAGCCCAGGGACUCGCCGAUCAAAUCUGUUGCCCUGAACUCAACCCAGCAUCUGUCAGAAGGAGCAGCUCAACUCCUGAUAUUACAUCUAUGUCAAAGUUCAGGAGGUCGUCCGUCUUUAUAAACUCUCAAAGCAAAACAUCUCUUGCUACAUCGCUUGUAGAUGUACCACAAUCACAUUUAUGUUUUUUUUCUAAACCAAAGCUGCCAAAUGAUUUAAUGUCAGUGUUUCAGCUGUCAGAAAGGCCAUUCUCAGGCACUCGGCAAACACAAAGACGCUUUUUGUGAGGAUUUUAAAGAACAAUGAAUGAUCAGAAGAGUGUUUAUUGUAUGAUAAGAUGUGUAUUAUAUGAUGUACAUUGAUAUUUCAGGUAUGACUGACAUGAUGGAGCACAUUUCAUUCUGUACGUAAUUAAGACUAUAUUAGCUUGAUUUUGAUUGAGUGACUCAGGUGCUAAUGUGUCCAUGGGAAUCAUGGGAAUCCAUUAGCUCUUAGAGAAAGUGAUUACCAGUGGAUAUAGAGCUACUAGAACAGAUGUCUAUUGGUAUUUUACUUUAGUAAUAUAUCAAAGUUAUUAUUAAUUUAGUGCAAUUCAUGUUAUGUUUCCUUAGCAGUCCAUUUUUUAACAAAGUUGUUGUACAACAAUCUAGUUCAUCAAUAUCUGUGCUGCUGCCUGUCUUAAUUAUGAAUAGGGCAUGUAAUUUAGGCAGUGCAGUUUCCUACGUGUUGUGUUUAACGUACAACCUGGUAAAGUUUACUUUAUUUAUGACAUUAUUUAAAAAGAGUUAUUGCUUUAUCCAGAUUUAAGUGUGGUUAUACAGUACCUAGAGUCAAUAAACUUUUAUGGAUGUAA